Cylicocyclus nassatus is the source of this 1270-nucleotide messenger RNA. Lineage: Eukaryota; Metazoa; Nematoda; Chromadorea; Rhabditida; Strongylidae. The record is from the annotation of a GenBank genome assembly.
AGCGAAUAUCAUUGAAAUUCCUCAGAAUUCUUUAGCGUCAUCGUUUAAUCGAUCAUUUGAUCGGAAUGGUCGCAUGUUCUCGCAUAUUUUCCGCUUCGCUCGAUUGUCAUCAUAAGCAACACGAUCACUUCUUUCAGAGCAAGCGAGAUGCCGAUUCCGAUGCCAAAACCACAAUCGCAGCAUCGUCACCAUCGUGUGGAUGCGUUGUGGGACAGCAAUGCUGACAAAUAUCGUGUUGCUUGUCGAUCAGUGCAUGUUAUGAGGGCGACCCAGUUCAUCGGAUAUGGCCAGCUUCUCGUCAUUGGAUUAUUCACUAUCACACUGCUUUUCUUCUAUGGAAAACAGUUGAAUGGAGGACUUCCAGCUGAUCACUGGCUCGCUAAUGCUGGUGGACGUUAUAUCACGUCUCUUCUCACUGCAGUUUCCCUCCAAUUAUCUCUGGUACUGAUGAUGCUUCAUGGAGUUCGCUCUCAGAGACGAUCAUUCUUGCUUCCAUUCAUCAUCUUCGCUUCCUUUGCCGUCUUCCUCGCAUUCAUCCAGGUGUCAUCUGAUCUCGUAGCAGCUUCGCAGUCGCGUGUUGGGGCCUCAUCUGGCCCACAGCUUCUGAGCCACGUUAUCGGAAUGUGCGUCCAUGUCUGGUGCGUUGCUGUCGUCUGGCGCUGCUACUGCUACCUCGGUGAUAAGAAGGUAGCGGAACAUAUUGGCGAACAACUCCAAGCCACAUCCUUGGCCUUCGCCUAUGAAUACACUCAGCCACCACCAUAUGCCGAUACUAUCGAGAAAAGUCCUUUGACGAUCGCUUAGAGUUUUACGAGCUGUUUACGAAAAGCUUUGGUAAUUCUUGUUUGACUUAGAAAUGUGGACAACGGGACCAAUGCUUACUUUAUUCCUUUGUUUUCGAUUAAUUUGGAAGCUUUUGAUAUUGGUUCUCCACACAAGUAAUGGUCUUGAUCUUAGCUUUUGAAGGAAUACAGAUACAUCAGUCGUGUUCUCAGUCGUGUGUCUCUCAUUCUCUCUGCUUUUGAGAUCAUACCCCGCAAACCUCCGGGUUUUCUGCUUCAUAUGUAUUGUAGCUGUAUUAUUUUUUAUUACAUCACUGAACAAAAUACCUACUGAGGCAUAUAUCUGUCCUGUAAUCAUGUUUUGUGUUUGGUUUUCUUUUAUUCGCAAAGACAGUAUCGAUCGAGAGUAGUGAACAUCUUCUUGAUACUAUCGUGUGUAAGUGUCGUGUUUUGUGUCUCUAGAUGUUCCUUCUUGUAUCAUACUGUUA